Messenger RNA from Fusarium sp. VM40, 2373 nucleotides. Lineage: Eukaryota; Fungi; Ascomycota; Sordariomycetes; Hypocreales; Nectriaceae. The record is from the annotation of a GenBank genome assembly.
AUGUUUCGACAAAGGACGAGCUCCCAGAAGCCUGGGGACGACCUAUUAGCCAACUUCCGACAGCAGUUUCCUGACCUUGCCGCAGUCAGCACGUCGUCCGCUGCGCCAGGCCUUUCACAAACUACUGGUGCCGAAAACGCUCCCUCUUUACCACUGCCUGAAAGGAACCAUAAUCUCAAUCAAGAUGCCUUCCGUGACCAGGACCCAACUCCAAGGGCGACUAAUGACCCUUGGAGGUUUACACCCUCUCUUCUAGACCCUAAUUCUAUGUCGUUCGCCAGCUUUGCCAAUGCACCACCUGGCUACUACACACCUACACCCGGAGGCACCAAUACCCUGUUUCAUUCUCAGGCUGGCGACCUACAUACCCCGACCUUGGGAUUGGGUAUGGGCUUGAAUACGCCUCUGUCUAUGCCAACCUCGGCGGACUCGUUGCACCAUGGCCCAACCCAGCCCGUAAUGGAUAUGUCCGGCUUUCAGACUCUACAACCGCAUCAGUUCCACCAUUUCAACCCUUUUAUCCAGGCGCCCCCACCUCAACCAACCUUCGCGCCAUCCAGCUUUGUGCACCAAGAUACCGGCUACGAGACCAUGGACCAGGAUGGGUCACCAAUGGAUUCUGAUCCUUCCGAGGAGCGUAUGUCCUCCAUAGGCGUCACGCUUCAAAAGAACACCCCUUUAAUGGGUUUCCAGUCCAGACAAUACUCAAAUGGUCCCAUGUCCCACCCUUUACCUGCCUCAGCCGAGAAAUUCCGAUUCCAUUCAACCCUCAAUGCUCCUACGGCCAUGAUUAAGCAUGCAGAAGAAAUUCCCGUUACCUAUCUCAACAAAGGACAGGCCUAUUCGCUCUCCGUCGCUGAUACAAAUGCCACUAUGCCCGCCCCCCCCGGCACUAAGUACCGUACUUUUGUGCGGGUUUCCUUUGAAGAUGAGCAACAACGACAACGUCCAGGUGUUUGUUGGGGUCUUUGGAAAGAAGGCAGAGGCACCAAUGAGGCUCACCAAAGAGGCGGGAAGCUCCAAGCCGUUGAAUACGUGGAGGCAGGUCAGCCAGCAGAAGGCGACGACAAGAGGACUCGCGUGGAGCUUGAGUCUUCGUCCUUUGACGGUUUCUGCGUCACCUGGACACCUGGCAUCAACGGACCUCCUGAGGUUAAUAUUGCAGUGCGUUUUAACUUCCUUUCUACCGAUUUUAGUCACUCGAAGGGCGUUAAAGGUAUUCCUGUGAGACUUUGUGCGAAAACACAUCCGAUUCCUUGCGACCCUUCACAACCAGCUGCCGACGCCAAUCCAGAAAUUUGCUACUGUAAAGUCAAGCUUUUCCGAGAUCACGGAGCAGAAAGAAAGCUAUCGAACGAUGUGGCGCAUGUCAAGAAGUCCAUCGACAAGCUCAAACAACAAAUCGCACAGGCUGAGAGCGGGCUCAAAGACUUUGGCAAGCGAAAACGCUCAAGUGGGGCUGCAAAGGUGGGAGAGCCGCAACGGCCUGGCAAAGUGCAGAAGCACAAGCGAACGUGGUCCAUGUCUUCAGCCAGUUCUGCCGGAGGGAGUGGAAGAGUCACUAUGGAGGAAGACCUACACUUCAAGCUCCAAACACUACAAGACAUGUUUACCAGCACACGCCCCGUCAGUGUAUUGUUUCUCAGAGGUGACGAACCCGAUGACCCUGAUCUACACCCUGUUUCUCUUCCGGGAGAUAUAUCACCCCUAACUAAGCCGGGUGAAGGUCCCAACUGGCAGGCCAGAAGUGGACGAAGCUCUGUCACAGGAUCUAUCAUCUCGCCUUCGCCCAGCUCGCUGUCUCUAGCAUCACAAGCAUCUGGUAUUGGCGCCGCUCCCCAAUGGAAGAAUUUCGACUCCGUGGCGGGAGGUGACAUCUCACGCAAGGGCUCUGAGCAACCCACAAGGGUCAACAAGGGCGACGACGAUGGUAGCCUUAGUGGCUGGAUUGAAGCUCUGGGCGUAGACACCUCUUACCGACCACCACAGGAACGAAACCCCAAACCUGUGGCAUGCUUCUACGUCAAGCGACAGAACCCAGAUGACACUGGCAACACAGACUAUCACCGCGCUAUCUACCUAAUGCAGCGUUCGCUUCAAGAACUCAACACCCGAAUCGCGGCCAAGUGGGGUAUCGACUCUUCCCGAAUUCUUCGAACAAUCCAUUCUAUCCAGAACGGCCUCGAAGUGGAAAUGGACGACGAUGUGGUUAAAGAGCUCAAAGAGGGCCAAGAUAUGAUCCUUGAAAUCCAGGAAGUCACAGGACAGUCUGCAGUUAAACGAGAGUGGGAAAUGGCUGUUGACCCUACCGAAGGCAUUUCAGAGUCCAACAACAAAGCAACAAAUGGUUUCGUCCUCCGACUCACUUUCUAA